AUGAGUAAACAAAAGGCUUAUAAGAAAAAUGUUGUGUCUAUAGAUGAAGUAGAGGAAGUAGAGAGACAAAAAGACCAGAAAGUGAAGGAUAAAGGAGAAGAUAAAGAUACAGUUUAUGUUCCACCCUCUCCUUAUAAACCACCAAUUCCAUUUCCGCAAAGACUUAAACAGACAAAAAUUGAUAACCAAUAUAAAAAGUUUAUAAAAGUGAUUGAGAAACUCCACAUAGAAAUCCCUUUCACCGAAGCCAUCACCCAGAUACCAUCUUAUGCUAAAUUCCUUAAGGGCAUCUUGACCAACAAACGUAGGCUGGAUGAUCCCAAACCUUUAGAAUGCAACUCCAUUGCUGAGAACAAACUUGCUAAGAAGGAGAAAGAUCCCGAGAGCUUUUCCAUACCUUGUAUUUUAGGGAAUCAUGUUAUAGACAAAGUGUUCAUAGACUUGGGAGCAAGCGUAAGCCUGAUGCCUUUAGAAGUUUGUAGAAGGCUAAACCUAGGAGAAUUACAACCCACUAAGAUGUCUUUUCAAUUAGCCGAUAAAUUUAUAAAAUAUCCAGUAGGCAUAUUAGAAGACAUUCCAGUUAGAAUCAGACAACUUUAUAUCCCAACAGAUUUCGUGGUAAUGGACAUUAAAGAAGACGACAAAAUCCCGUUCCUCCUUGGUAGACCCUUCUUAUCAACUGCGGGAGCCAUACUAGAUGUUAAAAGAGGAAAACUAAAUUUUGAAGUGGGUGAUGAAAAGAUAGGAUUUAUACUUUCCAAAUUCCUAAUGGCACCAGUCAUAGAAGACUCUUGUUAUGACAUCGAUAUCAUUGAUGAAUGCAUAAGGGAGUUAGAUCAAGAAAGACCUCCUGAGAUAAUGAAAUAUUCCUCGACUUCCAUAAGAGAAGACGACGUAUUUAGACUGGAGCCUCACAUGGAUGACAACCUUUAUGAAUUCUUAGCACUUACCCCGAACCAUAUGCCAUGUCUUAAGAAACCAUAUAUAGAGCUUAAGGAACUACCCAAGAAUCUAAGAUAUGAGUUUUUAGAUCAAGAACUAAAUCGCCCAAUUAUAGUAAGCGCCACCUUGAAUAGAGAUGAAACAAACCAACUUUUAGAUAUCUUAUAA
Molecule: messenger RNA, 1110 nt
Organism: Lathyrus oleraceus (garden pea)
Lineage: Eukaryota; Viridiplantae; Streptophyta; Magnoliopsida; Fabales; Fabaceae
Exons: 1
Coding region: 1-1110 (369 amino acids)
Biological process (GO): proteolysis
Molecular function (GO): aspartic-type endopeptidase activity
Source: RefSeq, a predicted model, not a curated record